Molecule: messenger RNA, 3449 nt
Organism: Lacerta agilis (Sand lizard)
Lineage: Eukaryota; Metazoa; Chordata; Lepidosauria; Squamata; Lacertidae
Gene: LPIN3
Product: lipin 3
Exons: 20
Coding region: 152-2866 (904 amino acids)
Biological process (GO): fatty acid catabolic process; triglyceride biosynthetic process; positive regulation of transcription by RNA polymerase II
Cellular component (GO): nucleus
Molecular function (GO): phosphatidate phosphatase activity; transcription coactivator activity
Source: RefSeq, a predicted model, not a curated record
UGUUGUUGUGUGUACAUUUGGGGAGCUGUUAUGGCAGAGAACGUAAGCAGUAGUGCUCUGUUUGGAAACAGUCCAGACAGUGGAAUCCUAUAAUGCCUACUCAGAGAUAAGUCCUGUUGAGUUCAGUGGAUCUUACUUCCAGUCUCGGACAAUGAACUAUGUGGGGCAGCUCGCUGAAACGGUGUUAGGCACUGUGAAGGAGUUGUAUAAGGGCCUGAACCCAGCCACCCUGACAGGCUGCAUUGAUGUCAUUGUGGUGAGGCAACCAGAUGGCUCCUUACUCUGUUCACCUUUCCAUGUGCGCUUUGGGAAGCUACGUGUUCUGCAUUCCAGUGAGAAAGUGGUUGACAUUGAAAUUAAUGGCGAGCCAGUCAAUCUGCAUAUGAAGCUGGGUGACAAUGGAGAAGCCUUUUUUGUCCAGGAGUCAGAGGAACACAAGGAGAGCAUCCCCACUUCCAUGUGCACAUCUCCCAUCCCACUGGAGAAAAAUGCAGAGCCUGUGUCCAGAUCGUCCAGCUUGCAUGGAAACCCUGAAGUCUUGGGCUCAGAAACAGCCCUUCGCAAGAAAAGGUGGCGCAAGAAGAAACCAAAGAAGAGGGAGUCACUGGGAGACUCCACUUCAGAAGAAGAAGAAGGAGGGACUGAAAGUGAGAAAUCUCUGGAGGAGAAGCGGAAGCUGUUGACUUCAAACAACACAAUGUAUUACUCGUUCACCGAAGCACAGAAUGAAGGAGCUGGAGCUCUGCAACCUAAAGAAGCUUAUCCCUAUUCUGAUGGAGAGCUGGCUCCUCUACAGAGCCUUCCUCCAAACUGCCCAUCAGCCCCCAAAAGUGACUCUGAGUUGGAGAUGCGAAAUCCUGAAAUGCCACUUUGCUCUGAAUCACACAUGCAGUGGUCAUGGGGAAGGUUGCCUGAGGUGAGCAAAUCUGACAGAGUAGAAGCAGCAAAGUCUGCCGCAAGUGUCUCCAUGACAGCAGCCAUUACUCCAGCAGCAACCAUUCCUGUAGGUGAGAUGACUCACUUUGCUGCCAUUACACCAGACUCAGAAAGUGACCUCGGCAUGGAAGACUCUGAUGAAGCAUUGUGUUCUCCAGCUGCUCCUGUAGUUAGGCCGACACCUGUCUUUCCUUCUGGAAAUGGCCUCCCAGUGAGUGAAGAGACCCGUUCUUCCAUUCAACCCACUGGCAGUGCUCUACAAACCACUCCCAGCCUUUCAAGUGAUAUGCAAGUCCUAGCAACUGCUGCAGAGAAUGAAGGAAUAGCAUCCGUUGAGGAGAUUAUUGAACCAGUUGUGGAUGUGGAAGUGCCAUCCUCAAGGAAAGCUAGUUUGACAAACCCGGAGCCCUGCAGCAGCCCAGAGUUGAAACAGGAGAAGAGAAGGGGUUCCAUGAGGAGAAGCUCUCAUCUGGGACCCACAGAUAUUUACUUGGAGGAUCUCUCAAACCUGGAUGCAGAGCAAAUAGCACUUUAUUUCCCUAAAAGUGAUGCUGAGCUGAGUGGCCAAGUACAAUCUGACCCUGGCAGCUUCUCCUCUGAGCAUUGUGCUGCUGCUACUACUGUUGACAACAGCGCAGAUAGUCUCUCGGAGCCUUCAGAAAGCAGCCGGGUGCCUCACAUGCUCCUGUCUGUCUGUGGAGGUCUUGGGGAUGAUGGGGAAUUAUCUCAUGCUGAGAAGUUCACGAAGCACAUAGUUUCCUACCAAGAGUUUGUGGACAACACAGCAAUACUCGAGGACCCAAAUUUGGUGAUCCAGAUCCACAAGAAAUAUUAUAACUGGGCAGUUGCAGCCCCUAUGCUCCUCUCCUUACAAGCUUUCCAAAAGGACCUUCCCAAGAGUACUGUCGACAGGCUCAUGAAGGAAAAGAUGCCCAAGAAGGGUGGCAGAUGGUGGUUUUCCUGGCGGCGAAGAGAGCUUUCACAUGAGGAGCAUGAAUCCACCGCACAGAAAUCUAGUAGAGCUAAUUCCUCACUGCGGAGAAGAGAUGAUGGUUCAUCCAGUGAUGACGACUCUAUAUCCUCAGGCCGAGGGGAGAGACCCGUACCAGAUGCUCUCACACAGAAGUUUCUUCCAACCUACAAGAAAUCCCUAAGGCUCUCUUCAGAUCAAAUUAAAAGUCUCAACCUGAGAGACGGUGUCAAUGAGGUAGCGUUCAGCGUGACCACUCAGUACCAGGGCACAUGUCGUUGUGAAGCCAACAUCUAUCUAUGGAACUGGGAUGACAAGGUGGUGAUCUCUGAUAUUGAUGGAACUAUCACCAGGUCUGAUGCUCUAGGGCAUAUCUUGCCACACCUUGGGAAAGACUGGACCCACCAAGGCAUUGCAAAGCUCUUCCACAAAAUCCACUUGAAUGGAUACAAGUUUCUUUACUGUUCAGCCAGAUCCAUUGGCAUGGCACAUAUCACCAAAGGAUACCUGACAUGUGUCAAUGACCAGGGUUGUGUGCUCCCCAAAGGUCCCAUACUGUUGGCACCCAGCAGUCUCAUCUCAGCCUUUCAUAGGGAAGUGAUUGAGAAGAAGCCAGAGGUGUUCAAAAUUGCUUGUUUGACUGACAUCCGGAACCUCUUUGGCCGCAACAAGCAGCCUUUCCAUGCUGCUUUUGGGAACAGACCAAAUGAUGUCCAUGCCUACAAAGAAGUGGCGUUACCAGAAACUCGUAUAUUCACUGUGAACCCCAAGGGGGAAUUGACACAGGAGCACAUAAAAAUCCACAAGUCAACAUAUGACCGACUGAGUGAGGUGGUAGAGCUCCUCUUUCCACCUAUUGGCAAGGAUGUGAGCGUUUCAUUGGCUUCCCCAGAAUUCAGCCAGUUCUCUUACUGGAGAUCUCCAUUGGCCACUGUUGACUUUGAAGAUUUUGCCUUGUGAUGCAGAGCCAACAACAUUCCAAAGCAUAUUUCACUGUUGGUCCUCUAGUAUAAUGGGCAGGCAGCAGACAUCUCUUGUAGCAUCUUCUCCACCAUGUGCAAUACUUGAGCUUUCAGAUAGCAGGGGGAAGGGGGACACUCAGGACUCCAUUCCCCAUUUGUGUGUGUGUGUGGGAGGGAUACAUUUCCCAACCCAGGGUUUGACAGAUGUGUUUAUGCCAUAUGACAGAAUGCAUUUUACCUGCAAUCUUGUAACCUGGGUGCAUUUAAGAGUUGGUGACACUGGAUUUGGCUGAAUAUUAAUAAUGGCUGCUAGUCUCCCUCCUCCUGUUUCUGCCUGAUGACUUGCAUAGUUGAUGGCUGCAGAAACCACAAGGUUUGGGAUGGAAGAACAGGAGAAGAAUACUCACCUAAUGGACAUUUAGGAGCUUCAGUCUGUUAUGUCAAUGAAUUCCUCUGGCUUUGUCAAAUAGCUCUUGUCUGGAUUGUGGUCAGUAUUCAGUAAUGGCAUCAAUAUGUGCCUGGACACUAAGUGCCUUAAUGAUCUUUGAUAGGGUGGUCUAUCUGAGUCUCGUGGUGUGUCC